Molecule: messenger RNA, 1757 nt
Organism: Zophobas morio
Lineage: Eukaryota; Metazoa; Arthropoda; Insecta; Coleoptera; Tenebrionidae
Product: LHFPL tetraspan subfamily member 6 protein-like
Exons: 6
Coding region: 278-1027 (249 amino acids)
Cellular component (GO): membrane
Source: RefSeq, a predicted model, not a curated record
GUGGUGUGUUCGUCAGUCAAGCUUACCCCGUGACUACGUGAGGUGGGACUUACCAUGUGGUGGAGGUCGUGAUGGUUUGAGGCAGGGCCAGAUCGGCGCUUUUUCAAGAUGGAGCCCGGAUAAUUAUUAGAAGCCUCGAUGAUUGGACGCAGCGUGGCCAUGCGUGUGUUUUUAUUUAAAAUUGUUAAACCCGAAGGGGGCACGUGAUGAAGAGACCGCACUCAGUGGUAGAAUGAACAUUUCCAGUGCGUUUCGUUAACAGACUAAUUAGUUAACAAUGGCGACGUCUUUGACCGGCGUCGGGUUCCUCUGGGCCACGCUUUCUCUGGCUGCAGCGCUUCUGUGCUGCUCCGGGUUUUAUCUGCCCUUCUGGAUACAGGGCCGCCUGCUGGGGAAAGUGGAUGCCUACUUCAGUUCGUUCCGCAGAUGCAACUAUCCCCGAGUGAGUCCGCAGGGGGUAGUCGAAAUAGUGCAGGAAUGUGGACGGUAUUCAAAGUUCUGGGACAUUCCGAGCCCUUGGUGGCAGGCGAGCACAGUUCUGGUGGGGACCGGAAGUGCGUUGAGCUUGCUCAUUGCCGUGACGGCGACGGCGGCGUGCUGCAUAACUUACGUCGUACAUUCGGGGACGGCGAGAGUCGCUGGAUCCUUGCAGCUUACGGCAGCUCUUCUCGUGAUGGUGGGAGCUGCGGUUUAUCCUGUGGGAUGGGACAAUCGCGAAGUGCGGGAGUCCUGCGGAAACUCCAGCCACAUAUACCGACUAGGUGAAAGCCGGUUCGUUUCGGAUCUGAGUGUACAGCGUCGGCAUGCUCUCCAGCAGCGCGUAGCCCUCCGGCUCGCCCAUCCGACGCCUCCGAAUCCACCAUCGACGGCGGCGGAGACCGCCAUCGUCGUCCAGGAGUUUGUGCAAUCAGCAACCGUGAACGUGCCGUUUUCACCCAUCGUCAACGACGUCAACGACACCUGCAACGUCGUCGCCAAGGACCUACCCAAGUGUCUGAUGAAAUCGGACGGGAGUGUUUUCGAUUAAGUGGCAGCUCGCAACCCCAUUUGCACUGACUUGAUUCAUGCACGCGACGGAAUCGCGCUGGCUUUGACGGGGAGUUUAGGGUGGCAAUGUUUUGGGGUCGGCGGAUCUUUUUCCUUAUGCUUAUCUGUCGGCGGGGACCGUGUCCGAAAUAAAGGAGAAUUUAUACGUCUCGCUUCCGACCUUUGUGAUUUUUAUCGAUGGGGAUAUUUAUUGCAGUUUUUCGGGGCGUCGAAAGGCGGAAUAUUCUGAUAUAUGGGAAAAGCAUAUAAUGUUGGGAUACGUUUCGGGGCUGAGACGAAACAAAAAUAUAUCAAUUAGGUUAGGGCGGGAAAAUAUGGCAACUGGGGCUUUACGGGGCCGUUUUUUACCACGAUUCAAUAAUUCGCAAGGUGGGAUGCUCGGGCGGAUCAAAGUGGGACAGGUCGCGCGGUGACGUCACACAGAGGAAUUGUUAAAAUGAUAUAACAGAUUUUAAACAGUUUUUUGUAAUUUUGAUGUCGUCUUCAUUAAAUCUAUUAAAAAUUACUUCCAACUCAGCCAUUUUUGUAACAAGUUCUUCAGGAGGCUAUAUGAGUCCACCUUCUGAUAGUUAAUUAGUGUGUCCAAGUAAAUAACACAAUUUUGUCUACAAAUUUACAGCCACAAUUCUGGCUAUAAUUAUUGAUGGUGUAAAACGGCCUUAAAAAAAUAAAAGGCAGGUGACCUACUCUUAUAAGAAAAGGUACCAGCC